AUGCAAAACGUUAAGGACGCGGCUCAUGCUAUUGCAGAAAAAGUUAAAGGAGUAACAAGUGGUGCUUCGUUUGAAGCCAAUAAGGAGGCAGCUACAACUAAUAACUACUCAACAGGUAACCACACUGAUCGUACUGUCGAUAUUGUUACAGAUAAAAAUAUCAUGCCUUUUCUCGAAGAGAAAAAUAAUGAAGCUAAGAAAGAAGCUACUGAAGAACGAGGUGUAAUUGGUCACAUUGGUGAUACAUUAUCCAAUGCAUAUCAUUAUGUUGCUGAAAAAGUUCAUGAAGCAACAAGUGUUGUUUCAUUUGAAAAUAACAAAGAAAAAGUCAAAGAUUCGGAUAAUACAGUUGGUGAACGUGUUACAGCUGCUUGUUCAGCUGUUGGUGACAAGACUGAAGAAAAAGUUCAUCAAGCCCAAGCUGAAGCACAUAAAGAAGCAAUGUAG
Messenger RNA from Rotaria sp. Silwood2, 447 nucleotides. Lineage: Eukaryota; Metazoa; Rotifera; Eurotatoria; Philodinida; Philodinidae. The record is from the annotation of a GenBank genome assembly.